UUUUUUCCAGCAGCUGAGUAGUGGAAAGCCUGUGAAUCCAAGCACAUCAGCGGCUACAGCUAUGGCUGAGCGCCGCGCAUUCGCCCAAAAAAUCAGCAGAACUGUAGCAGCCGAGGUGAGAAAACAGAUCGCUGGUCAGUAUGGGGGCUCCCCACAGCUCCUCAAGAACCUCAACGUGGGUGCCGCCGCCAGCAACACCGUUCCUCUCACAGAGGCGGUGGAGCCGGUGGACUUUGAGGAGUACCUCAUCACCCAUCCCCCCAUCAUCGAGUCGGGCCCCCUGAGGGACCUUAUCGAUUUCCCCCCGGAUGACAUCGAAGUGGUAUACACCCCCAGAGAGUGUCGUACUGUGGGACAGGCCGUGCCUGAGGAAGGGGACAAUGACGCCCACGUCAGAGAUUGUGUCAGGUCCUACACUGAGGACUGGGCCAUCGUCAACAGAAAAUACCAUAAACUUGGUACAGGAUUUAACCCUAACACCCUGGACAGGCAGAAGGAGAGGCAGAAAGGCCUGCCCAAACAGGUGUUUGAGGCCGAUGAGAUGCCAGACGUUAGCACUUACCAGGACGACCAGGAUGAUCUGAAGCGUAGGUCCAUGUCCAUAGAUGACACCCCGCGUGGCAGUUGGGCCUGUAGUAUCUUUGACCUGAAGAACUCUGUCCCUGACGCCGUCCUGCCCCACCUGCUUGACCGGGCCCCCAACGAGGAGAUAGACCGCCACAACGAGGAGCACCGCAAGUCCCACCGCCACCGUGAGCUCUUCGCCCUGCACCCCGCCCUCGAUGAGGAAGAACCCAUAGAGCGCCACUGUGUGCCUGACGUCCCUAAGGAACAUUUUGGCCAGAGGCUACUCGUCAAGUGCUUGUCCUUGAAGUUUGAGAUUGAAAUUGAGCCCAUAUUCGCCUGUUUGGCCUUAUAUGAUGUCAAGGAAAAGAGAAAGAUAUCGGAAAACUUCUUCUUUGACCUGAACUCAGAGCAGACUAAAGGGAUGCUGCGCCCCCACAUCCAGACAGCAGCCAUCUCUACUCUCGCCCGCUCCGCAAUUUUCUCCAUUACAUACCCCUCCCAGGAUGUCUUCCUCGUCAUACAGCUGGAGAAGGUGUUGCAGCAGGGAGACAUAGGAGAAUGUGCAGAACCGUACAUGGUCUUCAAAGAGUCUGAUGCAGCCAAAAACAAAGAAAAGUUGGACAAGUUGCGGAGCCAGUCGGAGCAAUUCUGCACACGUCUGGGUCGGUACCGGAUGCCCUUCGCCUGGACAGCCAUCCACCUGAUGAACAUCGUGAACAGCGCCGGCAGUCUGGAGAGAGACACUGAGCUGGAGAUGGGACUUCCAGAGAGGAAAGGGUCGUGGUCUGAGAGGAGGAACUCGAGUAUCGGCGGACGGCGCUCAUUAGAGAGAACCACCAGUGGAGAUGAAUCAUGUAGCCUGACCAGCUUCAGACCUGCAACCCUCACAGUCACCAAUUUCUUCAAACAGGAGGGAGACAGACUGAGUGAUGAGGACCUGUAUAAGUUCCUGGCUGACAUGAGGAGGCCGUCUUCAGUGCUGAGGAGACUGAGGCCAAUCACAGCCCAGCUGAAGAUCGACAUAUCCCCGGCCCCAGAGAACCCCCACUACUGCUUGACCCCUGACCUCCAGCAGGUCAAGCCCUACCCAGACAGCAGGGUUCGCCCCACCAGAGAGAUACUGGAGUUCCCCCCCAGGGAUGUCUACGUACCCAACACCACCUACAGGAACCUACUGUAUGUGAACCCACACAGCCUGAACUUCGCCAACCGUCAAGGCUCCGCCCGGAACAUCACAGUGAAAGUACAGUUUAUGAACGGGGAGGACCCCAACAACGCUAUGCAGGUGAUUUUUGGGAAGUCCAGCUGUGGAGACUACACCAGAGAGGCAUACACUGCCGUGGUGUAUCAUACCAGGUCCCCGGACUUCCAUGAUGAGGUGAAGAUCAAGCUGCCGGCCUCUCUGACUGACCACCACCAUGUCCUGUUCACCUUCUACCAUGUCAGCUGCCAGCAGAAACAGAACACCCCCCUGGAAACCCCUGUGGGAUACACGUGGAUCCCCAUGCUUCAGAAUGGACGCCUGCGUACAGGAAGCUUCUGUCUGCCGGUGUCUCUAGAGAAACCUCCCCAGUCCUACUCGGUUCUCUCCCCUGACGUUCCUCUACCAGGGAUGAAAUGGGUGGAUAACCACAGAGGCGUGUUCAACGUUGAAGUGACAUCCGUCUCCACCGUCCACACACAGGACCAGUACCUGGAUAAGUUCUUUGCGUUGGUGCAUGCCCUGGACGAGCACAUGUUCCCUGUGCGGAUUGGAGACGUGCGCAUCAUGGAGAAUAACCUGGAGGCGGAGCUAAAGUCCAGCAUCGCAGCACUAAACUCCUCCCAGCUGGAGCCCAUCGUCCGAUUCCUCCACCUCCUAUUGGACAAGCUGGUGGUGCUGGUGGUGCGGCCGCCCGUCAUCGCAGGACAGAUAGUGAAUCUGGGCCAGGCCUCGUUCGAGGUGAUGGCCUCCAUAGUGAAUCGGCUCCACAAGUACCUAGACACCAGUCAGGACAUGCACGGCAGAAACAGUCUGCUCUCCUCUUAUAUAUACUACGUUUUCAGACUGCCCAACAUGGACCCCAACUUCCCCUCACCAGGUCCUGGAGGGCUGGGUGGUUCAGUCCACUAUGCCACCAUGGCCAGGUCAGCCCAGCGACCAGCUAGCCUAAACCUCAACCGCUCCCGUAGCCUUAGCAACAGUAACCCGGACAUCUCCGGAACACCCACGUCCCCUGACGACGAGGUCCGCUCCAUCAUCGGCAGUAAGGGUCUAGACCGCUCCAACUCCUGGGUGCACACCAUGGGGUGUAAGAGCACCCCCUGGGGAUCCAGCCCUGUCUCUGAUACUGACACCAUGCAGGCCAUGGAGCGCUGUGGCAACCGCAUGUCUUCGCACACUGAGAGCACCAGUUUCUUGCAAACUUUAACAGGACGGUUACCCACCAAAAAGUUGUUCCAUGAGGAACUGGCACUACAGUGGGUGGUAAGCAGUGGCAGCGUCAGAGAGGGAGCUCUCCAACAGGCCUGGUUCUUCUUCGAGCUCAUGGUGAAGAGUAUCAUCCAUCACCUGUACUUCACCGACCGGCUGGAGUCGCCCAGGAAGAACCGUUUCCCCGAGCGCUUCAUGGAUGACAUCACAGCCCUGGUCAGCACCAUUGCUGGGGACAUUGUCUCACGCUUUCAGAAGGACCUGGAGCUGGUGGAGCGUCUUAACACUAGCCUGGCCUUCUUCCUGAAUGACCUGCUGUCUGUCAUGGACCGAGGCUUCGUCUUCUCCCUCAUAAAGACCUACUGGAAACAGGUCUCCACUAAGCUGUACAUGCUGCAGAACCCCACUCUGGAGUCUCUGAGGCUGGACUUACUGAGGAUCGUCUGCAGCCACGAGCACUAUGUCACCCUUAACCUGCCCUGCAGCCUGCUCACGCCUCCCGCCUCGCCAUCUCCCAGCGUGUCCUCCGCAACCUCGCAGAGCUCAGGCUUCUCCACCCAUGCGCAGGACCAGAAGAUAGCCAACAUGUUCGAGCUGUCUGUUCCCUUCAGAGAGCAGCACUACCUGGCUGGACUGGUGCUGUCUGAGCUGGCUGUCAUCCUGGACCCAGAGGCCGAAGGGAUGUUUGGCUUACAUAAGAAGGUGGUCAGUGUGGUACAUAACCUGCUGUCCAGCCAUGACUCCGACCCCCGCUACGCUGACCCCGAGGUCAAGGCCCGCGUCGCCACGCUCUACCUGCCGCUCAUCGGCAUCGUCAUGGAAACACUUCAGCUUCACGACUUCACAGAGUCCCAUAACCAGUGGGGUCGUCCCGGCGGUGCUCAGGGGGCCGCGGGUGGGGCCGGGGGGGACGAGUCUGGAGAGGACGGCAACAGCAUGAUCAGUCAGACCGUUGCCAUGGCAAUAGCAGGGACUUCCGCUCCGAUAUCUCGUCCCAGCAGCUUCCUGCUCAACCCACAGGCCAGCCGUCAGCAUGGCACUUUCUCAGCAGAGUCCAGCCGCAGCCUGUUGAUCUGUCUGUUGUGGGUUCUGAAGAAUGCUGAUGAGUGUGUCCUACAGAAGUGGUUCUCUGACCUGUCUGUCUCCCAGCUCAAUCGUCUGCUGGACAUGCUCUACCUAUGUGUCUCCUGCUUCGAGUACAAGGCCCAUGUUGUGUUCACCAUGCAGGGGAAGAAGGCCUUUGAGCGCAUGAACAGCCUAACCUUCAAGAAGUCCAAGGACAUGAAGGUCAAGCUGGAGGAGGCCAUACUGGGGAGUAUCGGGGCACGGCAGGAGAUGGUCCGUCGCAGCAGGGGACAGCUGGGUACACUAGAGAGGAGUCCAUCAGGCAGUGCCUUUGGCAGCCAGGAGAACCUACGCUGGAGGAAAGACAUGACACACUGGCGCCAGAACAGCGAGAGGAUGGACAAGAGCCACAGAUCACUCAGGUUUAGAGACAGCGUCCUACUACGCAACCCAGGGAGUCGAACCAAAACCCAAACCCAGGAGCCUUUAGUUGUUAGAACCAGAGCGGAGCUGGAGCACGAAGCACUUAUUGAUGGUAACCUGGCAACUGAGGCAAACCUGAUCAUUCUGGACACUCUGGAGAUCAUCGUUCAGACGGUGUCUGUGACAGAGUCUAAGGAGAGUAUCCUGGGUGGAGUGUUGAAGGUGCUCCUCCACAGCAUGGCCUGUAACCAGAGUGCCCUCUACCUGCAGCACUGCUUUGCUACACAGAGGGCUCUCGUCUCAAAGUUCCCCGAACUGCUGUUUGAGGAGGAAACAGAGCAGUGUGCUGACCUGUGUCUGCGUCUGCUGAGGAACUGUAGCAGCAGUAUCGGCACCAUCCGAGCCCACGCCUCCGCUUCACUCUACCUGCUCAUGAGGCAGAACUUUGAGAUCGGCAACAAUUUUGCACGUGUCAAGAUGCAGGUGACCAUGUCCCUGUCCUCCCUGGUGGGAACGUCUCAGAACUUCAACGAGGAAUUCCUCCGACGUUCCCUGAAGACCAUCCUGACCUACGGAGAGGAAGAUCUGGAACUCCGGGAGACCACCUUCCCUGAUCAGGUUCAGGACCUGGUGUUCAACCUCCACAUGAUCCUGUCUGAUACAGUCAAGAUGAAGGAGCACCAGGAGGACCCAGAGAUGCUCAUAGACCUCAUGUACAGGAUCGCUAAGGGUUACCAGACGUCUCCAGACCUGCGUCUGACGUGGCUGCAGAACAUGGCGGGUAAACACUCUGAGAGGACCAAUCACGCGGAGGCAGCCCAGUGUCUGGUGCACAGCGCCGCCCUGGUGGCAGAAUAUCUCAGCAUGCUGGAGGACCGCAAGUACCUGCCGGUCGGCUGUGUCACCUUCCAGAACAUCUCUUCCAACGUGCUUGAGGAGUCAGCAGUGUCUGAUGACGUGGUGUCUCCUGAUGAAGAGGGUAUCUGCUCUGGGAAAUACUUCACUGAGGCUGGCCUGGUGGGGCUGCUGGACCAGGCUGCUUCCUCCUUCUCCAUGGCUGGUAUGUACGAGGCGGUGAACGAGGUGUACAAGGUACUGAUCCCCAUUCACGAGGCCAGCCGGGACGCCAAGAAGCUGGCCACCAUACAUGGUAAACUACAGGAAGCCUUUGGCAAAAUCGUACACCAGGAUGGGAAGAGAAUGUUUGGUACGUACUUCAGAGUGGGAUUGUACGGUUCUAAAUUCGGGGACUUGGACGAGCAGGAGUUUGUGUACAAAGAGCCUGCCAUCACCAAGCUGGCUGAGAUCUCACACCGACUCGAGGGGUUUUAUGGCGAGCGUUAUGGAGAAGACCAGGUGGAAGUCAUUAAGGACUCCAAUCCUGUGGACAAGUGCAAACAGGACCCAAAUAAGGCUUAUGUCCAGAUCACGUACGUGGAGCCGUACUUCGACACAUACGAGAUGAAGGACCGCAUCACGUACUUUGACAAGAACUACAACCUGCGGCGGUUUGUCUACUGCACACCGUUCACGCUGGACGGGCGGGCGCACGGGGAUCUGCACGAUCAGUUCAAACGCAAAACCAUCCUGACCACAUCCCACGCCUUUCCCUACAUCAAGACCCGCAUCAACAUCAUCCACAAAGAGGAGAUCAUCUCUAUGCCCAUCGAGGUGGCCAUAGAGGAUAUGCAGAAGAAGACCGGAGAGCUGGCCUUCGCUACCCACCAGGACCCAUCGGAUGCCAAGAUGCUGCAGAUGGUGCUGCAGGGGUCAGUGGGGACUACCGUCAACCAGGGACCUCUGGAGGUGGCCCAGGUGUUCCUGUCAGAGAUCCCCAGUGAUCCUAAACUCUACAGACACCACAACAAACUACGCCUCUGCUUCAAAGACUUCACCAAGAGGUGUGAAGAUGCCCUGCGUAAAAAUAAGAGUCUGAUUGGUCCAGACCAGAAGGAGUACCAGAGGGAGUUGGAGAGGAACUACCAUCGCCUGAAGGAGGCACUACAACCACUCAUCUGCAGAAAGAUACCCCAGCUUUAUAAACCCGUGCUGCAGGUCAACUCUCACAGAGAUUCCUUCAGCAGAAUGAGUCUUCGCAAGCUUGAACUUUGAAGAUGAAGAGAAUUGAAGGAUCACAACCUUAAUUUAUUAAUGUGUAAAUACUGAUGGUCAGUGUCUUGAGAAAAGUCAGUGUUCCCCAUAGAAGGAAAGCUCAAGUGUUACUACGAAGUCGGUACAUCAUUCCAGUGUCUUAUUCGUUUACAGGCAGCCUGUUACGCAAUCAGUGGGUUUAACAAAGUGGAACUUACUAUGUACGAUGUGUCAAAUCUGUAUACAUAUUUCAUGUGUGCACCUGUUUUUCAUUACAUUUUAUGACUUGAAAGUUUAUUAUUUAAUCCAAAAUGAGAAAAAAAACAAGCAAAAUAUGUGCUACCACUCUUUAUCAUAAUGCUUUAUUUUUAGUUAAGAUACUUUUGUCUAAAGUUAAGGAAAUGUUUUAAACAUCAUGAAUUGUUUUAUGUAGUUUUUGUUUACUUUAAGUAUUUUACUAAAUCAAUAUUUUAAUGUCCAAUGGAUGCAUUGGUAUUUUCUUUGUGAUGGGAGGUUAAUGGAAUAUGGGUUUCCAUGGUUACCUAUAAACAAAUUGACUUAAUUCAAGCAUGUCCCCUGAAACUCAAAAUAAGAUCAGAGGGGCGGCGUUAGAGGGAAAACUGGGCCAAAGAUGAUGGAUAUACUGACAAGAUGCAGGUCUCUCCACCCAAUGGGAGUCGUUGUCCACAAAGUGGAAUGGUCUGUCUAGCUCCCGCCUAUCCUUUCUUUGGAUUAGUGGAUACAUCUCAUUAUUGUAAUCCGUUUAAAAAUAUAUAUAUAUUCGAUGAGGGUUGUUGACGUCAACCGCCUGUAUUCAAUGGAGAGAGAUGCUAUGCUACUAGCCUCAUGUAAUGAAUAUGCAUAGCCAUCUUGAGACCUCUCCGGUAUCAGUAGCAGUGCGUGGGUAAAAUCACUGGGGAAUCCAAGCCAUAUUACAGCCAUAUGUGUUGUGAUAAUUGCGUUGUUUGUUCUGUGACCUGUUAGUUCACAUGUCUUGCGACCGUGAUAUAUAGGCCUAAGGCCGAGACAAUAAGAAGACACAGUGGCAGAAUAAAUUCAACCACACCUUUUUCAUCAUAAAACCAGAGAGAAAUCUCUGUCUGGUGAAGUCCACAAGGCAUAUCGCAUUUAACAAACCGUUACAUGACCUACAGCAUGCAAGCAAGUUAGGGUUUCCGACUAAUAAACAACUAUUGAUUUAAAACCCCUGAGAGUUACCGCAAGUCGCAAACAGGAGCUGCCUCCACUCUUCCAGCAACAUUUCAACUUCAACAUCAAAUCACCUACGCUUUAGUCUAAUACUGUGACAACUAAAAGAUACCAAUAACAAUUUAGUCCUAUCAACGUAAGCUAAAUAUGAUGUGGUUCUGAUUUGUGUGUGUUCAAAUAGAAAAAACAUGUUGACUCACCGUACUUGUAGAAAAACGCCAAUGCCAUCCUCUCUUUCAUGUUGACGAAACGGUCUAUGACUGUCGUACAGUACACAAUUGUAUUUUUUGUUGUCCUAAGCUACCGGGCUAAAAUGUUUGCUCGCUAGCCUCUUUUCAUUUCAUGGGCAAUGAGGCCGACAACAACGAGAUGCAACAAUUCAAGUUUCUGUCAAUGACUUAUUGCUCUCGAUGUGAAGUAAAGUCAAGCUCAUGAAAAUAACAUCAAAAAGUGUCAAGUCAAGACAGUUUGGGUCUUUUUGUUUUGUUUUGGUGAGCCAGGACCAUUCACAGUUGAGCUAGCAGAUUGGCUAUUAUUGAACCUCUUGUUUUAUCAAGGGAGGCCAAAUGCAUGCUGGCUUUUCUUGAAUUCAAUGCUAUGGGGUGGCAACAUUGACAUGCUCUUUUUGACCAGACAGAAUUAGAUAGAUGGCGUCGCUCACUCGGAUGCUUUCUCUGGUAAGAUACAUUCAGCCUCGUGUGAAUUUAAAGAAAAUGACGAAACAGAGACGAAAUAUACAUUUAUUUUAGAGUGCAUUCGGUAAGUAUUCAGACCCCUUGACUUUUUCACCAUUUUGUUGCGUUACAACUUUUUCUAAAAUGGAUUAUUAGUUUUUUCAUUCCCAUAAAUCUACACACAAUACCCCUUAAUGACAAAGCAAAAACAGGUUUGCAAAUGUAUUCAAAAUAAAAAACAAUCACAUUUACAUAAGUAUUCAGACCCUUUACUCAGUACUUUAUUGAAGCACCUUUGGCAGCGAUUACAGCCUCUAGUCUUUGGUAUGACGCAACAAGCUUGGCACACCUGUAUUUGGGGAGUUUCUCCCAUUCUUCUCUGCAGAUCCUCUCAAGCUCUGUCAGUUGCUACACAGCUAUUCUCAGGUCUCUCCUGAGAUGUUCAAGGCCGCGCUCUGGCUGGGCCACUCAAGGACAUUCAGAGACUUGUCCCGAAGCCACUCCUGCGUUGUUUUGGCUGUGUGCUUAGGGUCGUUAUCCUGUUGGAAGGUGAACCUUCCCCACAGUCGGAAAUCCUGAGCGCUCUGGAGCAGGUUUUCAUCAAGACUCUCUCUAUACUUUGCGCUGUUCAUCUUUCCCUCGAUCCUGACUAGUCUCCCAGUUCCUGCUGCCAAAAAACAUCCCCACAGCAUGUUGCCACCACCAUGCUUCACCGUAGGGAUGGUAUUGGCCAGGUGAUGAGCGGUGCCUAGUUUCUUCCAGAUGUGGCACUUGGCAUUCAGCCCAAAGAGUUAAAUCUUGGUUUCAUCAGACCAGAUAAAAAAAAUGUCUCAUGGUCUGAGAGUCCUCUAGGUGCCUUUUGGCAAACUAUGCUGGCUGUCAUAUGCCUUUUACUGAGGAGUGGCUUCCGUCUGGCCACUCUAUCAUAAAGGCCUCAUUGGUGGAGGGCUGCAGAGAUGGUUGUCCUUCUGGAAGGUUCUCCCAUCUCCACAGAGGAACUCUGGAGCUCUUCCGGAGUGACCAUUUGGGUUCUUGUUCACCUCCCUGACCAAGGCCCUUCGUAGCUGGCCGCACGUCCAAACUAAGCAAACGGGGACGAGUCUUUUGGUAGUUCCAAACAUUUUUAAUUUCAGAAUGGAGGCCACUGUGUUCUUGGGGACCUUGAAUGUUGCAGACAUGUUUUUGUACCCUUCCCCAGAUCUGUAUCUCGACACAAUCCUGUCUCGGAGCUCUACGGACAAUUCCUUCAAUCUCAUGGCUUGGUUUUUGCUCUGGCAUGUACUGUCAACUGUGGGACCUUAUAUAGACAGGUAUGUGCCUUUCCAAAUCAUGUCCAAUUAAUGGAAUUUACCACAGGUGGAUGAUCAAUGGAAACAGGAUAUACUUGACCUCAAUUUCGUGUCUCAUAGCAAAGGAUCUGAAUACUUCUAUAAAAAAAAAAAGGUAUUUCAGUUUUUUAAAUUUUCAAUACAUUUGCAAAUAUUUCAAACUCUGUUUUCGCUGUGUCAUUAUGGGUAUUGUUUAUAGAUUGAUUCAAUAACCCCCCCCCCCCCCCCCCUCAAUUUUAGAAUAAGGCUGUAAAGUAACAAUGUGGAAAGGGGCAAGGGGUCUGAAUACUUUCCAAAUUCCCUGUAUGUUUUGGUACAUUUUGGGGGUUGGAAUCUUGGCUUCCCUUGGCAUCAACAAGCCACUGUCUGAACCUGUUUAUUCUCAAAGUUGCCAGGAUGUCACGUGUCCUACUUACGUUUGUAACAACUUAAGCAAUUUAAGCAUUUGUGAAACUUAUAUUUGAUCAAAUAAACCUCAUGUAGCAAAUAAGCCAUAUAAAUGUUGUUGUCCAAAUUCGACCACACUCAUUGACCUACGUACAAAGGCUCCUUGCUCGGCAGGUAAAACAACGAAAAACGCCUCGUGCUGAAGGGAGACAGAUUUUUUGCCGAGUGGGACCCCUCUUCCUCUUUUACUGGGCCCAAAAUAAGUCUGGUUGUCCCUAGUUACCACAGCCACAAAGUCAUAAACCCUGCCUAUUUCUACAAUUUAUCUUUUUAAAUUUGACCUAACCUCAACCACACUGUGCUAACCUUAUACCUAACCUUAAUUUAGGACCAAAAAGCUAAUUUUAGUUUUUGGGGUGACUUUGUGGAAACUGUUGUGCUUGUUCACACACGCGUAUCUGCCCUCUCAUUGGCUAGAAUGGCCCACCUGAUCUUUCCUCCUCCCGAAUGUUUAUUGUUAGAGAGGCCUCUAGAGUAUCUGGUCAAUGUAAUGGAUAAUCUGUGAAGAGAUGCAAUGCAACCCAUUUAUUUUUAUUUUUUUGAAUUUUUACCCCUUUUUCUCCCAAGAGACCACAGCCCGUCGUUUCAAAUUGGAACAAAUUAAUUAUACUGUGCAGAACAGGCAAGGAGGUGGGCAGAGCCAAGCAUGAGCUAGCGAGAUCUAAUUGGUGCAUUCUAACAAUUUGUAUAUUUCAGUUAAGGAACGCCUACUCUGAAGUGUGCGUGUACAAUAACUUAAUUUGCCUUUGCACUCCUCAACAAUGCCAUUUUUUAAAACUUUGGCAAAGUGUAAAGUCUACAAAACUUGAACAGAUUCUAAUUUUGGGAACAGAACUGUAUUGAGAUCAAAAGUUUAAUUGGUGAGAACAUUUGCGAAAUGUCGGCCAGAAUUCAAUCAGUUGCGAUUUUUGCAUGUCAAUCUUGGGGCAAAAAAAAGUGGGAUGCAUGCCAGCAAAGCCACUACACAUCACUAAACAAUACAUGAAUUGCACUAUAACGGUGACAAAUGGUGCCCACAAACUGUUAGGACCUACAUUAAGCUGUCCCAACAUCUUACCACUGCUACACCUGGCUAUCAUCGGAGCCUUGUCUGGCAGCGAAACAGUUCAUUCAGCCUCAUUUACUGCCUUUGGGGGAAAGAAAACUGCUGGUAUGGCUGACUUGCUUAAAUAAAUGUGGUUUCUAAUGACAAUUGAUAUGUGGCAUAAGGGGAAGACAAGCGGAUAAGAGGCAAUCCAUAAUUUCGAUUAAGACAUUAAUGAGCAAACUAGGACAGACAUAGUCAAUAUAAAUAACUUUGUUUAUCAAUUUUUAAAUGUACCACGGCAGAAUUCAGAAUAUGGGCUGUUCUUCGUGUUCUCCAGGUCAGAACUGUAGGAUAAAUAAGGGGGGCUUAUAAGCAGAUAAUGAUAGCUCUUACAAUAUUCAAUGAUUACCUUUCUCUAAAACAGGUUAUAGGCUACAUGUGCACCACCAGGUCAGAACAGUAGGUGAAAUUGAGAGGGGUAAAAUAGACCAAAUCACAUGGGCUACGAACAGCUUUCUACACAACAUAGUAUUGCUUUCUUAGCUACAGUAUGCAUACUGCAUAAUUUAUGCAGCUGCAUACAAUACGUUUUUGGACUCACCUUGUUGUGCUGUGCUCGUGUAACAGUAUAACUUUAUACCGUCCCCUCGCCCAUACCCGGGCGCGAACCAGGGACCCUCGGCACACAUCAACAACAGUCACCCACCAAGCAUCGUUACCCAUCGCCCCACAAAAGCCGCGGCACUUGCAGAGCAAGGGGAACUACUACUUCAAGGUCUCAGAGCAAGUGACGUCACCAAUUGACGUCACCAUCCGUUACACUCACUUGUGCUGUGCUCCCUGGAUUUAUGGCGCUUUCAAAACAACUGGGAACUCUGGGGGGAGACAAGGUUGAAUCAUGAUGAUGUCAUUGAUCUUCAGGUCGUAGCUCUAGAAAGAGGCAGGAUUUACAAUUCCAAGUUGGAUGACCGUUCCCAGUUGGAGCUCGUUUAUUCCCGACUUUACCAGUUGUCUGAAGUCAAGUUUUCGUCAUUCUGAGUUAAGUUGUUUUGAGCGUGGCACAUAUCAUGUUUCAUUGACUGCAUGGCCAACGUUCAAUGUUUAUAAUUUUAAACUUGGAAAAGAGACCCUUACGCCCAGAUUUGGGACCACACAACCACUCCACUGAAUAGUAGCCUAGUGAUUGCUUUGCAAUGCUUGCAGUUAGCCACUGUCACUGAUUCCUUCCAAACCACUCAUUGUUGAGUCUGUGAUUUCCAACUUGAUAUCCAAUGAUCGAUGAGCACCGAUACGUUUUCAUUUCUCUUCAUAUGACAAGGGUUAAAAAGGAUUUGGAUGGGCACUUCUAAUGUACUCUAUGGCAGCACCCGAGGGGCUAGAAUUGUCUAGCUCUACCCUUAGACUUGACGGUGACGUAGUGUCCCCGUGAGUGACAGAACACUGAGCCAAGCACGGCGCAACGCUUGUCCUACCACCACAGAAAGCACUCAGCUAGGCUGAAACACCUGCAUUUUGGAGCUGCCUUACUCCAGAAAACAAAAAAGAGACCACGUUUUUAUGCGGCUUUAUUAACACAAUUCUAUAUAUUUUUACAUUGUUUGCAAACUGAUAUGUGACACGUAUUAAUGCCGAAAGAAUAUGCAAAAGAGGCUAACUUGUAUGUAUGUGUGUAUAUAUAUGUAUGUAUGUAUGUAUGUAUGUAUGUAUGUAUGUGUGUGUUAAUUAAUUAAUUAGUGGGGCUCGAAUAACGGGUCCCCACUGCGUUCUAUGUUCUCACAUUGUGUUUCCUAAAACGCCAAGCGGAUGCUGCCCUCAUCUGUGAUGCAACAUCUCCAAUGUGCUGGUUACGUAGUUGAUCUCAAAACGUGUCAUUCAAUCAUUGGUUAAUUUGUGCAGCGUGCAGAAAAUGAAUACUUAAAAAGGUUCUACAGUUGUAGGUGUAGUAAUCUUGAUAAUCAUUUGGGAAGAACAAUCACAAUUGGAGGGAGGACUAAACCAUUUAACAGGGUAAGUAUUAUUAAAACCGCAUUUGAAGACUAUCCAUAGAACAUAUUAUGGGAAGAUGAAUGCAGUGUUGGAUGAAUAUAUCACCUCGUAAAUUUUCGUUAUGUGGAACUUUCAUACUUGACAGAUAAUCAAUGAUUUGCUCAAGUGUAUGGCAAUGUUGCCUCAUGAGGAAGAGGACCGGACAGGGUCUGAGCCACAUUCCGUUGCCAAACCUUUGUUGCAGAUAAAAACGUUGCAGAUUUAAAAAAGGGCCAUUAAUAGAUGAGUCCUUGUUUAACAUGUUUGUUCUACAUAACAUAACUGAACGUUCCAAAACGUGUCCUGUUGAACGUGCCACUGUUCUACAUUUACUUGGACCGGGGGUGGGAAAAGUACCCAAUUGUAAUAAUUGAGUGAAAGUAAAGAUAACAUAAUAGAAAAUGACUGAAGUGAAAGUCACCCAGUAAAAUACUACUGGAGUAAAAGUCGUAAGUAUUUGGUUUUAGAUAUACUUAAGUAUCAAAAGUGAAUGUAAUUGCUAAAAGUAUGUAUACCUAAGAACUUUAUACCGCUGACCUGGACGCUGUGCCCACCUGAACAUGCCCAGGCAGAGCGAAAUUGAUUUGCUGGAGGAACAAAGAUUCAAGCAACACCCAAGGUGAGGGAGGGUUGAAUGUUCUGGAUUUUAAAACCUCUAAUAUGUUUAAGAUUAAAUGGAUAAAAAACUAUUUAAGAAAUAAGGACUGCAUCUGGAAUGUCAUCCCUAAUUUAAUAUUCCAACAAAUUGGUGGUCUCGAAUUCUUACUCAUAUGUAACUUUGAUUUGGGUAAAAUCACUAUUAAGCUUGCAAACUUUCAUAAGUACUUCUAACUUGGAACCUCAUGUACAAACACAAUGUUUCCCCUCAUAGGUAUACAAUCUGGAAUAAUAAAGACAUAAGAUACAAAAACAAGUCUUUGUUUUUCCAGAACUGGUUUGACAACAACAACAUUUGGGUAAAACAAUUAUUGAAUAAUGAUGGACAACUGUAUGAUUAUCCAAAACUUAUUAGAACACACAAUGUUACAUUCACUCCUGAGGAGUAUCAACUUGUUGUUAGAGCUGUCCCUAAAGGUGUUAUUCUUCUUUUAGGAGAAUAUAACAAUACUCCAUGUGCAACUGUUGAGGAUUUUGUAGUCUCAAUACAAUUAGAAGGAAUUGACAUUUUAAACUAUAAUGUAAUAACAGGUAUAUAAGGAAACUGUCUAUGUUACUAUUCCCUCUGCUAAAAUGUACUGGAAUGCAGCCCUAGGACAAGUGAACUGGAACAAAGUUUUGUUUUUGUCUGUUAAAUAUUGUAUAUCUAAUAAGGUGAAAGAAGUAUCAUACAAACUCAUUCAUAGAAUCUACCCUGUAAAGACCUUUAUUAUACACAGAUUUAAAAUAGCUAUUGAUAACAAAUGAGUAUUUUGUGAUUGUGACCCAGAGACUCUUGACCAUUUAUUUUGGGACUGCUCUUAUGUCAGAAGAUUUUGGAGUGGGUUCGAAGAUUUUAUUUUAAAAGAAACAGCUAUUAAUUUUAAUUUGAGAGACUCUGAUGUUAUGUUUUAUUUUGAACCAAAUGAUAUGGACCCUGAUUUAACUUUCAUUGUUAAUUUGUUUAUCUUUCAUGGAAAAUUCUUUGUUCAUAAAAUGAAGUGGGCAGAGACCAAACCCCUCUUCACAUUAUUUAAGAUAGAAUUGAUAUAUUAUUUUGAAAUGAUCAGUAAAUGUAAAAAACAAAAAGGCAAUACGCACCAUAAAAGUAUUUAACAAAUAGAAAAUGAAUCUUGAUAUGUAAUACCCCUGUCUGUUAGGUUUAUGUACUUGUGUUUGGCCGAGUGUGGUUCCCAAUCAGAAGCAGCUGUCUAUCGUUGUCUCUGAUUGAGAAUCAUACUUAGGUAGCCUUUUUCCCACCUAUGUUGUGGGAUCUUGUUUUUGUACAGCUCUUGUAGCCUAAGGAACGGUACGUUCGUUUUGGUUUCACGUUAUUUUGUUGCUGGUUCUCAUUUAAAUAAAUAUGAUGACCACAAAUUA
Messenger RNA from Oncorhynchus nerka (sockeye salmon), 15285 nucleotides. RefSeq names its product dedicator of cytokinesis 7 (gene dock7). Gene Ontology annotation, biological process: positive regulation of GTPase activity; small GTPase-mediated signal transduction; axonogenesis. Gene Ontology annotation, molecular function: guanyl-nucleotide exchange factor activity. NCBI's taxonomy places the organism in Eukaryota, Metazoa, Chordata, Actinopteri, Salmoniformes, Salmonidae. The record is from RefSeq and is a predicted model, not a curated record.